AUGCUCAGAGCUCUGAAUUUUUGGAAUUUUUUGGGCUUUAGAUCCAGUAAAAGUGACGUUUUUAAUAUUCAAGUGCCCAAUAUACCCAAACUUAGCGAUUCUCAUAACUAUUGGUAUUGGCGAAUUCUUCUGCGUGCCUAUCUCGAGGCCAUUGGACUGUGGUCAGGCAACGCUCCGCUUGAGUGUCCGCAGAGUAAGUUUAUCUUGUUAAGCACAAUUGAGCUGUGGCUUUUAUCUCGCGAUUAUGAAGCAAUAGGCGCCAUAGCUCUAUUCAACGAUUUGUAUUUACGCUUUGGAAUGGGAAGAAUUAAUGAAAUAUAACAAACAUUUGUUACAUAUGAAAUUCAAAUUACCGCCAAAGUAAACUUUCGUCAAGUUGGCUGCACGAGCCCUACCUCCAAUGUAUACACAUAAAGAAAAGUAAACGAGUUGGCAGCCCCAGCUCAGGGGCCACACUGAAACUCAUUC
Molecule: messenger RNA, 468 nt
Organism: Drosophila albomicans
Lineage: Eukaryota; Metazoa; Arthropoda; Insecta; Diptera; Drosophilidae
Exons: 2
Coding region: 1-321 (106 amino acids)
Source: RefSeq, a predicted model, not a curated record